Molecule: messenger RNA, 674 nt
Organism: Leptopilina heterotoma
Lineage: Eukaryota; Metazoa; Arthropoda; Insecta; Hymenoptera; Figitidae
Exons: 5
Coding region: 88-642 (184 amino acids)
Biological process (GO): sensory perception of smell; detection of chemical stimulus involved in sensory perception of smell
Cellular component (GO): plasma membrane
Molecular function (GO): olfactory receptor activity; odorant binding
Source: RefSeq, a predicted model, not a curated record
AAAUGUAAACAGAAAGAAAGAUUCAGUGAACGUCUUUUUGUGACUUCUACUUUAUUCACAGGUACAAUAUAUUUAUUAUGGCCAUUAAUGAAUGUAACAAGUAUGUCACUACCACUUAAAAGUUGGAUUCCAUACAAUGUUAACACGAGGACAAUAUUUUAUCUAACCUACUUGUAUCAGGGAUUCGCUCUAUUUUAUGAGGGUUUACUGUAUACAUCAAUGGAAUCGUUAUUAACAAUACUGAUGCAUCACAUUUGUUCACAACUUGAAAUUCUUACUAUUCGAUUUUUUGAAAUUGCAAAUUUAAGGAAAAGAAAAUCUUUAAAAUUCGAUAUUUACGAGGAAGAAUGUAAACUUGUCAAGCACUGUGUUGAUCACCAUGUUUGUAUUUUUUCAUCAACGGAAAAUGGAAGUCCAGACACUAAUGGAUUCGUAAGUUUGUCCAUUGCUGACGAAAUAUACAAAAUGAAUUGGAAUUCAUUGAGUAUACAAACAAAACAAAAAUUAAUAAUGAUUAUAAUGAGAGCAAAUCAUCCUAUCCAGCUUACUGGCUCUUCAGUUGUGGUUUUAUCUAUAGAAACAUUCUUUAAGGUUAUUAAAGCAUCUUAUUCGUCGUAUAACUUAUUGAGGAAUUCAAACUGAAAGAUGCCACUGAUAAAUAAAAACAAUUCUAC